AUGCCAGUUAGUCCAAUAUCGAGUCGUUCUAGUGUUGCAACUUAUUUGGGUCCCUGCCGAUCGGCUCCUCUUGCCAGAGGAGAAGAGGAAGAAGAAGAUGAGAAAGAUUUUUCUGGUGACGAUUGCAAGAAAUUUGAGGCUUGCAUUCUCAAAUCUGAUGCUGGGCGUCUAUUAAGCCGUCACAGCCACCCUGACGAUUUCGUCUCUCGAGAUUCACUUCAUCCAGACGCGCAUGCUCAGAGUCCCACUUCUCUAUCGCCCACCUCUUCAUCACCACCUCUUUCUGCCAUUCACUGGUCAAGUAUUAAUGGUGUAGAUUGUGAAAAAAUGACAAUUAGUGCUACGGCAUCUCGAUUUUCUCGACCAAUAUUGAACUAUUCACAUUCAAGCAGAUUACCCAGCUCCACUCGACCCUUAGAGUUGCCGGACAGUAGUUCUGGUUCUGUUACAUAUGUCUCAAGACAGGCGGUCACGGCGGUCUGUAGUCCUCAGGUCAUAGGAAACAGACGUCGCCGAGCUGGCUGGUUUUCGACGGCCUCAAGUUUGGUAUCUGGCCCCAAAGAUUUGGUCCAAGACCAGAUCUCACCUGGCGUCAUUUCAUCCUGUUCGAUCGGCUUUAGCCCUGAAGAAAAUGUCAAUCAUACUGUCCAUAUUUCUCAAACACAAGAUGGGUCUGCAAUCGUGGCAAAAGAUGGAGAGACAAUGGGACAAAAUUUGGACAUGCAAUCUCUAGCUAUCAUCAAACAGCCGAGUGGGCCGACUCGACCCCUCUCAAAUGGAUUGUCAUUUAGGCGACACUUGUUCUUUGACUCAACGCUGACUGCAAUGAAACAGGUUAGAAAAAUAUAUACCAUGACAUUGAUGUUGAACACACUUUGCCUUGACAUUUAG
Protopolystoma xenopodis is the source of this 891-nucleotide messenger RNA. The record is from the annotation of a GenBank genome assembly. Lineage: Eukaryota; Metazoa; Platyhelminthes; Monogenea; Polystomatidea; Polystomatidae.